Molecule: messenger RNA, 1485 nt
Organism: Candidula unifasciata
Lineage: Eukaryota; Metazoa; Mollusca; Gastropoda; Stylommatophora; Geomitridae
Source: the annotation of a GenBank genome assembly
AUGGAGUUCCUAUUGCUGAUUGCAUCCAUCAUACUUACUGGGUUGUAUCUAUGGUUACGACGUCCUGACCCCAAUCUGCCGCCAUUUCCGAAGAGACCGCUUCCAUUGGUGGGCAACUUGUUUCAUCUAGCAGACGAUUCCCGCCCUCUUUUCAAGAGAUGGCGCAAACAGUUUGGCGACAUAUUUAGUCUCAACAUGGGCGGCACCCUGGUGGUUGUUCUCAACGGUUUUGAUGUCAUGAAGGAAGCUUUUGUCAAGAAAGCUGACGCCUUUUCAGACAGAACACCUGUCUUCUUUGAUGCGGCAACAGGCAUUCCCGAGAAAGGAGUUGCGUUUUCUUCAGGUCCGGAAUGGAAAGAGCAAAGGUCUGUUGCCUUGACGAUCCUGAGAAAGUUCGGAAUGGGCAAAAACAUCCUGGUAGAUAAAAUUCAAGACGUAGUAUCAGCUUAUGUGGACUAUCUGGCAAGUCAGAAGGGACAACCUACAGACAUUCGAACCAUGACCAACAUUAGUACGUGCAAUGUCAUUUGCGCUAUAAUAAUUGGUCAUAAAUUUGAGUUUAACGAUAAAGAGUUUCAAAAGCUGAUAGCGCAUUUGAAUUCAACGGCCCUAGAUCAGAAAAAUGUCAGUUUAAUUAACUACAUUUCCUGGUUAAAAUACUUACCAGGGGACCUGUUCUUCGCAAAGAAAAUUACGCUUAACGUGCAGGUUGUUUUGAGUUUGUUAAAGAAAUUUGUUGCUGCAAAUAGACGCACGGUUGUGGAUUUUAACGAUGCUGGGAACUUUAUUGAAGCAUAUUUGGCUGAAAGAAACAAGAAAGUACAAGCUGGGGUUUCCACGUAUAUGGACGAUGAGAACUUAUUAAAAACUAUUCACGAAUUAUUUGGUGCAGGAACGGAGACCACAAGUACCACUAUAAUUUGGUGUGUUCUGUACAUGAUUAAUUAUCCAGAAAUGCAAGAAAAGGUGUAUGCAGAGAUCAUGGAGGAAGUCGGAUCUAGCAGACUGCCAAAUAUGCAGGACAAAACCAAGCUGCCCUAUCUUAAUGCGGUAAUCAUGGAAACCCAACGACUGGCCAGUAUUGUUCCACUGUCUUUGCUUCACUUGUGUUCAGAAAACGUGACACUGAAAGGCUAUACCAUACCCAAGGGAACAUGGAUCAUCCCAAAUCUGGACUCGGUUUUACAUGACAAGGCCAUCUGGGGGAAAGACGCCAUGUCUUUUAAGCCUGAGAGGUUCCUAGAUUCUACAGGUAAAGUGCAGGAUCGAGAGGAACUGAUCCCAUUCGGCAUUGGCAGGCGGGUUUGUCUGGGCGAGGCCUUGGCUAACAUGGAGCUGUUUUUGUUUUUAUCUAAUAUGUUUCAACGGUUUCAGUUUUUGCCGAAAGAUAAAACUCCCCCCAGUUGCAAUGUUUACCGCUUUGGACUCACCUGUGCCCCUUACCCGUUUGAAGUCAGAAUACUUCCACGAAAACAACAGGAAUGA